Molecule: messenger RNA, 2243 nt
Organism: Cuscuta campestris
Lineage: Eukaryota; Viridiplantae; Streptophyta; Magnoliopsida; Solanales; Convolvulaceae
Source: the annotation of a GenBank genome assembly
AACGAUAUUCACCCCCCCUCUAGCGUUGGUCUAUUAUUCUAACAAUUGGUAUUAGAGCCUAACAAGCGUCCAAACUUAACCGUUUGAGAGUAAAUCGAUCAUGGGUUCUUCUUCUAGAAAUCUUUAUGCAGGGAUCGAAGAAGGUCAAUCAACUUCUAGGCCACUACUCUUUGAUGGCACCAACUACACAUAUUGGAAAGAGCGGAUGAGAAUUUAUAUCCGCUCAACCAACUUCCAAUUGUGGCUGGUCAUCAAGAAUGGCGAAGAAACGCCAAUGAAGAAGGUUGGUGAAAAACUCGUCCCAAAGACCGAAGACGAGUUUGAUGCCAAGGACAUCAAAAAGGUUGAGAACUAUGCAAAGGCAAUAAACAUGCUUUAUUGUGCCGUAAAUCCUGAUGACUACCGCAAGAUCUCCUGUUGCUCAACCGCCAAGGAGAUGUGGGAUAAACUUGAGGUGACGUACGAAGGAACGGACCAAGUACGUGAAGCCAAGAUUGACUUCCUCACCCAAGAUAUUGAGAUGUUCAGGAUGAAGGAGCAUGAGAAGAUUGACGACAUGUUCGACCGAUUUUCCAAGAUAGUCAACGAUCUUCAUGCAUUGAAGAAGACUUACACCGACAAGGAUCUUGUACGAAAGACCCUACAGAGCUUGACAUCCGAAUGGCGAUCCAAGGCCGAUGCCAUCUAUGAGUCAAUCAACACAUCAAAUGUCACCAUCGACGGUUUAAGAGGUAACUUAAAAACGUAUGAAUCUACUAUACUUAACCCGUCUUUGAAUGAUCAGGGAAAAGGCAUAGCAUUAAAAGCCUCUAAAGAACCGGCAAUGAAUGACUCAAGCGACGAAGAUGAAGUCAAGCUUGUCAUGAAGAAGUUUUGUAAACUUCUACGGAAGAAAGAGAAAGUUGAGGAUGACCUUGUGUGCUAUGGAUGUGGUAAAGCUGGGCACAUCAAGAACAAAUGCCCAAGAAGCGGAAGGAAUGCUCGUCACUUCAAAAAGCAAAGAGCAUACAUCUCGUGGGGUGGAGACUCCGGCGAUGAAUCAAGCGAAGAAGAGGAAGAAGAAGAAGCAAAUCCUUGUCUCAUAGCUCAAGAAGAAGAGGAGUCCGCCAACAACGAAAACCAAGAGGCUUCCAAGAAGAAGGUCACCGUCGAAGCCUCAAGCUCUGCGCCAAAGCCAUUCCCUUAUCUCGAUGGGUCCUUCUUGGAGUUCGGGUCGGAGGAGGAACUCAACCGGUUCCUCACGCACUUCGCCAAGCGUCCCAUUUCUCCGCCUAGGGUGCUGCCCGAGUUAUACCCUCAACAAAAGGGGUACCACGACCUCGACAAUCAGCUUCAAGCAUCGGGGCUGCCCAUUCGAGGCGAUGACAUCGCGACAUAUGGUGGCGACGAUUGGAUCCUCAACAACGAGGCAGUGGUCAUCCGAGAGCUAGGGAUCACCAACCUCAUCCGCCACAGCGGCGCGCCAACGAUUCACUCGGCCCCACCAGACAAGCGCCUCCUCCUCUACAUCAUCACCUGGAUUCUUCGCCCCCAGGACAGCAGCCAUACCUCGCUCUUCAACGAGUAUUUGAAGGCGAUUCAUGCAAUCAUCCACGGAGCCUCCAUCAAUUGGGCAAAAUUUGUCAUGAUACACAUGGCGGAUUGCGCCUCACUCGCCACCGAGUGGAGCUUGCCGUACGCCUUCCUCGUCAUGGACAUCAUCGUCGCCUCCGACAUCCACAUCGCCGAACAAGAUACGAAGAUGACGAAGAUUUGGAUCAUUCAAGAUAGCACCUUCCGGAAGAAGUCCGGAGACCGAGACAACUCUGGAUCGAGCCGUGCCUGUGCCUCUACCCGUACCCCUGCCCACACUCCUGCCCGAGCCUCCUUGCAUGUAACACCCUCAUCCGUUCAGGUCUCCAGCCCCUUUCGGACUAAAGUAUUGAUUUGUUAAUCAUGAUAAUUUAAAACAUUUCAACACUUUUAUUCAUCAUAAAUAUUAUUCAAUACAUAACUGUAGCAAAAUACAGAUUGUUUAAUAAUAAUGUGGAAGCGAUUUAAACUAUGUUUAAUAACAACGCAAUUAUUCAUUUUAAAAUCACAAAUUCCACCACGACAGUCUCGCCCCUUCCGCUUCCAGGAACAUGCCAAUCAUUCAUUCUGCCUACCUGCGUGUAGCAAAUAAAACACACUACACGCUCAGCGGUGAAGCUGAGUAAGCAUAUUUAAAGUGUCGAACAUCCACAUAAAUUGAAUCUAAUAUU